This is a messenger RNA of Culex quinquefasciatus (southern house mosquito), 523 nucleotides long. Its product is annotated as mitochondrial import inner membrane translocase subunit TIM14. The transcript has 3 exons. NCBI's taxonomy places the organism in Eukaryota, Metazoa, Arthropoda, Insecta, Diptera, Culicidae. The coding region runs from base 4 to 438 and encodes 144 amino acids. Gene Ontology annotation, molecular function: ATPase activator activity. Gene Ontology annotation, biological process: protein import into mitochondrial matrix. The record is from RefSeq and is a predicted model, not a curated record. Gene Ontology annotation, cellular component: PAM complex, Tim23 associated import motor.
CGAAUGUCACUUACAAUCUGUCAAAAUAGUUUGUUUACGUCUAGCAAUCUUUCGUCACAAUUUCACAACACAAAAUUUAAAAUGUCAUCAUCCAUCAUUCUAGCCGGGUUAGGGCUGGCCGCGCUCGGCUACGGCGGCCGGGCGCUGAUGCGACAGAUGCCGAACGCCGCCAGCAAGAUGCAGGAAGCGCUUCAAAAUCUGCCCAAGUUCGACGCCGAAUCGAUGGCCAACUCCAAGUACUACCGGGGCGGGUUCGACGCCAAAAUGAACAAACGGGAAGCGUCGUUGAUUCUGGGCAUCAGUCCGUCGGCGUCGAAAAUUAAGAUAAAGGACGCCCAUAAGAAAAUUAUGUUGCUCAACCAUCCGGACAGAGGUGGCUCACCGUACCUAGCGGCAAAAAUUAACGAGGCGAAAGAUUUCAUGGACAAUGCGAAAUAGUUUUCAAGCUAGAAUAAGAUGUUGUGUAAAUAUUCUCAAAAAAUUUGUCAUAGGAUAAUAUAGAUGCAUUGAUUGCAGCUCUUAA